AUGUCGACGGGACAAACACGGUGGAGCAAGUCGUCAAUGAUCGCAAACCCCAGCGAGGGCAUCAAUUACGCCAUUGCUACAAUCUUGGAGUUCACUAAGAUUGGUCCGCCUUAUUUGGACUGGCCGGAGGAUCUUCGCGAUCUGACGGUAGACUACUAUGCAGUUUGCAAGGGAGGCCUGGAGGUGGAUGCCCAAUCGACACGAUCGAAAGACAGGAAGAGCGAGCAGCCGAUAUUAUCCGCUCAGAGAUACCUCACCUUCUCCAAAGACGUCACUAACCUGGACAUUCAAGAACCAGAGAAUGCGGCAAUCCUCAACGCAACGGUAUCAACCUUUGCUCGCAAGGCCGUCAGAUCGUUCCAGGAGCUCGUCAAGAGACUACACCUCAACUGCCCCGUCGUCAUCUCUCAAACCGGCGGCACUAUCCUUUCGGGAGAGAUAGUCGCCAACGGGAUAUUCUACAGCGGCCCGACAAACAGCAUGCGAGGAGCCGCCUCUCUGGUGCCGGAUCAACAGCUCAGCGAGGGUGCCGCCGUCAUGGUCAUCGAUACUGGCGGCACGGCGACCGACGUCGGCGUCCUACAGGCCAACGGUCUCCCCCGCCAAGAAGCCGCUUACAACAAGUUCGCUGGGUCCGCUUCAACUUUCUCCUACUCAGACGUCAAGAGCAUCGGUCUGGGCGAGGGUUCCAUGGUCCGGAAGGACUGCGCCGUCCUCGCCAACUCGACGUCGUCGCAACCCUCGUCUGCUCCCAUCGGAGACGCCACCUUGGUCCAGGGUGCGCUCGAUGACCAGAAAGUGGCUCAGUUCACCGCCAUUGUCAAGCAAAAGCUCGAAAUGGUGAUUGAUACUUACUAUGGAGACCUCGUCCGACGACAUUCCCGUCCUCCUCAUUGGCGGCGGCGCCGUGAUUGCGCCUUUCUAGAUCGACCCACGGCGAUCCCAGGUGAGGUGGGGAACAAGGCGAAGGAGAAGGGCAUCGCCGCGGGUGCGGUUCCUUCGUCUGUUCGGAUCGUGGAUCUGGGUACGAUACCACUGGCUCGCCGGGAAUGGGAGCAUCGUCACAAUGUCGCGCGCGUCUUCGGACAAUCAGGUCGAGCAGGCGAUGCGUGCGGCCUGGCGGGGAUGGGCUCGCAGGUGGCCGUCGCUGACCCGCCGGUGACGGGAGCCGAGACUAAGAGGAUACCGAAGAUCUCGUUCAAAAACAAGAAAAUUGCUGCAAUCAGGGCUAUAUCUGCUACAUCCGGGCCACGAGAAGCUGGGAAAUCACAACAGGAAGAUAUCCUCGCUCUUGUGCCAGAUCUUAUCGUGGCCAUUAACGCAUAA
Colletotrichum orchidophilum is the source of this 1326-nucleotide messenger RNA. RefSeq lists its product as uncharacterized. NCBI's taxonomy places the organism in Eukaryota, Fungi, Ascomycota, Sordariomycetes, Glomerellales, Glomerellaceae. Gene Ontology annotation, cellular component: cytosol. Gene Ontology annotation, molecular function: 5-oxoprolinase (ATP-hydrolyzing) activity. Gene Ontology annotation, biological process: glutathione metabolic process. The coding region runs from base 1 to 1326 and encodes 441 amino acids. The record is from RefSeq and is a predicted model, not a curated record. The transcript is spliced from 7 exons.